This is a messenger RNA of Manis javanica (Malayan pangolin), 883 nucleotides long. RefSeq names its product superoxide dismutase 1 (gene SOD1). Gene Ontology annotation, biological process: superoxide metabolic process. Lineage: Eukaryota; Metazoa; Chordata; Mammalia; Pholidota; Manidae. The record is from RefSeq and is a predicted model, not a curated record. Gene Ontology annotation, molecular function: copper ion binding.
GAUAUAAAAGGCCCACCGCGCCGUUCUCCGCGUCUUCUGCGUUGUGUCCUGCUACGGUGGAGUUCGUGUGUCCUGCACCGGAGCACGGCUCCGCCAGUCAUGGAGAAGAAGGCCGUGUGCGUGCUGAAGGGCCAAGGCGAUGUGGAGGGCGUCAUCCACUUCGUGCAGAAGGGAGAUGGGCCAGUCAUGGUAUCAGGAACCAUUAAAGGAUUGACUGAGGGCGAUCAUGGAUUCCACGUCCAUCAAUUUGGAGAUAAUACACAAGGCUGUACCAGUGCAGGUCCUCAUUUUAAUCCUCUGUCCAAAAAACAUGGUGGGCCAAAGGAUCAAGAGAGGCAUGUUGGAGACCUGGGCAAUGUGACUGCUGGCAAAGAUGGUGUGGCUGUUGUGUCUAUGGAAGAUCCUAUGAUUGCCCUCUCAGGAGAACAUUCCGUCAUUGGCCGCACAAUGGUGGUCCAUGAAAAGCAAGAUGACUUGGGCAGAGGUGGAAAUGAAGAGAGUACAAAAACGGGAAACGCUGGAAGUCGUUUGGCUUGUGGUGUAAUUGGGAUCGCCAUGUAAACAUUACCUAGGCUGUGAUCUGAAUCCUACUUACUCAUGUUAUUUUGCUAGUUGUAGAAAUUUAACUUGAUAAACAUUGAACAUUGUAAUCUUAAAAGUGUAAUUUGCUUGACUUUUUAAAUAUUGCUUUAAGUACCUGUAAUGAGAACUGGUUUAUCAUUUGGAAGAUUUGUAUAAUUUUAUAAAAACUCAUUCAGUUAAAAUGUGUUUAAGUGAUCUCUGUAGUUUGCCACUUAAUUCACGUAUGGGUAUUAAACUUAAUUGUCUGAACCUCUUUGUUCUUAUUCAAGCCUGCAAUAAAUACACCUUAUAUGGCACUAUA